UGUGCUAAAAACAUAAAAGAAAAUGGGUGAUGAGAGUCAACAGGAUGUGGAAGACCGCGAGCGCAUCUUCAAGCGUUGUGACACAAAUGGCGACGGGAAAGUAUCUUCCAUGGAGCUUGGUGAGGCCCUCAAGGCACUCGGUUCAGUAUCAGUUGAUGAAGUUAAGCGGAUGAUGGCUGAGCUGGACACCGAUGGGGAUGGCUUCAUAUCAUUAGACGAGUUCACAGAGUUCGCAAAGGCCAACAGGGGCUUAAUUAGGGAUGUUGCCAAGAUUUUCUAGCCUUUCUUAUAUAUAUUUUGGUAAUGAUCUUAUUAUUAUAUCAGGGUCAUCAAGUUUUUGGAAGCUACACGUUAAUGAGUGUUUAUAUACCCGUUUAUCAUGAAGGGAG
Salvia splendens (bonfire salvia) is the source of this 389-nucleotide messenger RNA. RefSeq names its product polcalcin Che a 3. The transcript has a single exon. Lineage: Eukaryota; Viridiplantae; Streptophyta; Magnoliopsida; Lamiales; Lamiaceae. Bases 23 to 280 code for a protein of 85 amino acids. The record is from RefSeq and is a predicted model, not a curated record. Gene Ontology annotation, molecular function: calcium ion binding.